Messenger RNA from Pestalotiopsis fici W106-1, 3408 nucleotides. RefSeq names its product Chitin synthase 2. Gene Ontology annotation, molecular function: chitin synthase activity. The record is from RefSeq and is a predicted model, not a curated record. Gene Ontology annotation, cellular component: cell periphery; cell septum. The transcript has 2 exons. NCBI's taxonomy places the organism in Eukaryota, Fungi, Ascomycota, Sordariomycetes, Amphisphaeriales, Sporocadaceae. Bases 1 to 3408 code for a protein of 1135 amino acids.
AUGGACCGCAGACCUCCCGAAUACUAUGACGAUGACAAUGACGAGACGCCCGGAGGAGGAAACUCAGCUGCCGUCAGAUUGUUGACAUCUAUGGAAGAACCACUCCCAGAGUCCCGUCCGUAUGUGCUACCAGCCGUCAAAUCCCCUUCUCCUUUGAGUCUUAUGCCGCCUCCGCUGGCCUUGCCAAGCAAGCAAUCUCUGCAAGCCAGCAGCGUGCCGCAUACCAGCCCUACAGAUAUCUCUACUCCGGAGCACUUGGACAGACUCAAGAGGCAGGAAGAAGGACCAACUCCGAAAUUGGUGUCUUUUGCCGAGCCUUCUUCGUCUCAUCAACUAGACUCGCCCGAGCGCACACCUGUUGCCAAAGUCCAACGUACACCCACUGUGAAGUUACAGAAAAAGAAGAAGCCUCGUCAAGUUGUCGAGGCAGAAAUUCUCAACAGCCUGCCCGUUAUCCCCGAAGGUCCAUCCACGAGGAGAAGUUCUCUUCGUGCUCGCCGGGCAUCGAGUGGACCGCGUCCCAAGUCGGAGGAAAGUAAUACUAUUGACAUAGAGAGCUCACAAGACACAACUUCUAGUAUCCGACCAACACCACGCAGAUCUUACCAGCCAUCAGUCAACUCACUGGACUCAUCAUUCCUGGACCCUCCUCACCUACCACCUCCGAAUCAGUCUUACUACCAGCCACGAGAAAGCGGUUCGCCAACUCGUCCUUGGUCGAGAAUGUCUGGACACUCAGACUUUCGACGUGCUCCAGCCUCUAAUAUCCAGUACGAGCCAGCAGAUAUCAACGGAAGUCCUCGCCCAGGAACGCCCUCUUCGCAGUAUGGCGGCAGUCCACGUCGCCCGCUGCCACCUGCUCCUCUAUUCUCGGGUUCUGCCCGGAGCUCGGCUUAUGUUGGGGAUGAUGCUACCGUCAAUAUCCCACUGGAUCCCGACAAUGACGACGUCUUUGGCACGGAUGGAGACAUGGGUAACCAUCGGCAGUCUUAUGGAGCACUGUCCCAGGAAACCCUUAGUGAGGAGCCAGAGACACCCUUCGAUGACAAGUCCAACCUGUACGCACCAGCACCAGAGGGGCUGCAGGAGCGCCGCGGUGUUCGCGCACCUCAGAUGGCAAAGAAGGCCGUUCAGCUGAUCAAUGGCGAGCUGGUUCUCGAGUGUAAAAUCCCCACUAUCUUGUACAGCUUCUUACCCCGAAGAGACGAGGUCGAGUUUACGCACAUGAGAUACACUGCAGUCACAUGCGACCCGGACGACUUUGUGGACAAGGGCUACAAACUACGCCAGAACAUUGGCAAGACUGCCAGAGAGACCGAACUGUUCAUCUGCGUCACUAUGUACAACGAGGACGAGAUUGGCUUUACCCGUACAAUGCACGCAGUCAUGAAGAACAUCAGUCACUUCUGCGGUCGCAACAAGUCGAGAACUUGGGGCGAGAGAGGAUGGCAGAAGAUUGUUGUCGCCAUUGUAUCUGACGGCAGAGAAAAGAUUCACCCCAGAACACUCGAUGCUCUCGCCGCUAUGGGUGUAUAUCAGCAUGGUAUUGCCAAGAACUAUGUCAACCAAAAGGCCGUCCAGGCGCACGUGUAUGAGUACACAACGCAGGUCUCGCUCGACUCUGAUCUCAAGUUCAAGGGUGCCGAGAAGGGAAUUGUGCCAUGUCAAAUGAUCUUUUGUCUAAAGGAGAAGAAUCAAAAGAAGCUCAACUCUCACCGAUGGUUCUUCAACGCCCUUGGCAAGGCACUCAACCCAAAUGUUUGCAUUCUGCUCGACGUCGGAACGAAACCCGGCGGCAACUCACUGUACCAUCUUUGGAAGGCAUUCGACCAGGACUCCAAUGUAGCUGGUGCUUGUGGUGAAAUCAAGGCUAUGAAGGGCAAAUGGGGAUCGUCGCUACUCAACCCUCUGGUGGCCUCUCAGAACUUCGAGUACAAGAUGUCCAACAUUUUGGACAAGCCUCUCGAGUCCGUCUUUGGCUACAUAACAGUGCUGCCCGGUGCGCUGAGUGCUUAUCGAUACCACGCUCUCCAAAAUGACGAGACAGGACAUGGCCCUCUCAGCCAGUACUUCAAGGGAGAGACGCUACACGGUCAACAUGCCGAUGUGUUUACAGCAAACAUGUACUUGGCCGAGGAUCGUAUCCUCUGUUGGGAGCUCGUGGCUAAACGCAACGAGAGAUGGGUUCUCAAAUACGUCAAGGGUUGCACUGGCGAGACAGACGUACCUGUAGAUACUGUACCAGAGUUCAUCUCGCAACGUCGUCGUUGGCUGAACGGUGCCUUCUUUGCAGCAGUGUACUCUCUCGUUCACUUCAAGCAGGUCUGGCAGACCGAUCAUACAGUCGCACGAAAAGUGCUGCUGCAUAUCGAGUUCUUUUACCAGUUCAUACAGCUCCUCUUCACUUACUUCUCCUUGGCCAAUUUCUACCUGACAUUUUACUUCGUUGCCGGCGGUCUUGCUGAGGAAUCAUCUGAUCCUUUUGGACAUCACCUUGGCCUGUACAUCUUCACCGUCUUGAGAUACACCUGCGUGCUCUUGAUAUCGAUGCAAUUCAUCAUCUCGCUUGGUAACAGACCUCAGGGCGCCAAGAAGCUCUAUCUGGCUAGCAUGAUCAUCUACGGCAUUAUCAUGGCGUACAAUACAUUUGCAUGUAUCUACAUUGUGGUGAAGCAGAUCACCUCUUCGGACAAGGUUUCUCUUGGCAACAAUGUCUUUACCAAUCUCACCGUCUCGGUUGGAUCAACCGUAGGCAUGUACUUUCUCAUGUCGUUCCUCUACCUGGAACCUUGGCACAUGUUCACGUCGUCGGCUCAGUACUUUAUGCUUCUGCCUUCUUACAUCUGCACUCUGCAAGUGUAUGCCUUCUGCAACACUCACGACGUAACUUGGGGAACCAAGGGAGACAAUGUCAUGAAGACGGACCUUGGUGGUGCCAUUGGUCACGGCGGCCUCGUCGAGCUCGACAUGCCCUCUGAGCAACUCGAUAUUGAUUCCGGAUACGACGAAGCCCUUCGAAACCUCCGAGACCGUGUUGAAGUGCCUUCGCCUGGAGUCUCCGAGAGCCAGUUGCAAGAAGACUACUACAAGUCUGUUCGAACCUACAUGGUGGUGAGCUGGAUGAUUGCCAAUGCCAUUCUGGCUAUGGCUGUGUCAGAGACUUAUGGAUCGAGUGGCUUGGGCGACAAUUAUUAUCUUCGCUUCAUCAUGUGGGCUGUCGCGGCUCUUGCACUGUUCCGAGUCAUCGGGUCCAGCACAUUCGCACUGCUCAAUGUGAUCAGCAUCGUGGUGGAGGGACGGAUCCGGAUGAGUAUAAAGGUUCCGCAGUGGAUGGGCGGAUUCGGAUCCAAAGUUAGCGAGAAGAUGAGCUCAGCCAUGAGUAGCGUCGGUAGCAGCUUGAGUCGCUAG